This is a messenger RNA of Lasiodiplodia theobromae, 369 nucleotides long. Its product is annotated as Gpi ethanolamine phosphate transferase 2. NCBI's taxonomy places the organism in Eukaryota, Fungi, Ascomycota, Dothideomycetes, Botryosphaeriales, Botryosphaeriaceae. The record is from RefSeq and is a predicted model, not a curated record. The transcript is spliced from 2 exons. The coding region runs from base 1 to 369 and encodes 122 amino acids.
AUGCCCAGCACUUCCAACAUGCAGGUCAAAGCCGCCUUGCUCCUCUCCCUCGGCAUGGUCGCCGGCGUCGUCACCGCUGCGCCUGCUGAGCUUCCCACCGGCACGAUCCUCAACAACGUCACCAGCCACGUCCUCGCCGUUGCCCACAGCUCUUGCACCAUUAUCCACCCUUUGGGUUGGAUCGACGUCUUCUGUGACUACAAGACCGGCAUCAACUGGAACGGUCCGGGUAGGAAGCGCUGUCGCAAGGAGUGCGUCAAGCUGAACGGCGAGGUUGACUGCAGGGACGGCUCCCGCUGCAUCGCCAGGUACGGCCCCGACAUGCCGGGACAGUGCUUCUGCCCUUGUGGCCAGCGUGUCGAGUGCUAA